Messenger RNA from Dibothriocephalus latus, 408 nucleotides. The record is from the annotation of a GenBank genome assembly. Lineage: Eukaryota; Metazoa; Platyhelminthes; Cestoda; Diphyllobothriidea; Diphyllobothriidae.
GUCAACGGCGUGAUAAUCUAUGGUAGGGACUCAGAGACGGUGAAGAACACCCUGACCUCAGCCAGCCAGAGUGGUUAUAUCGUCUGUGCCCGGCCCCAAGUCAACGGCCCUUUCGCUGACGUCACACCAUUUUCGGUGAUUGAAGAGGAGAAUGAGGAGGAUAUCUCCAUCGAUGUAACCUCGCCCAUCAGUGCCUUCGAAGGCACUGAUGAGAUCUACCACAUUAACUCGGCCGAACUCUCGCGAACAGACGCUGAUCGUAUUAGAACACCAGAGCCAACUGAAGAGGCCGUAUUUUCAGCUGUUUUCUCCCCGGCACCUGCUGUCCCCAACCAACCAGCCAGGACCCCUUCUCCGCGUGUAGCUGCGCCCAACACUGUGAACACGGAGGAGCGUCGUCCCCUCUAA